AAGAGCCGCUGGGUGAGGUCUGUUGUUGUUACUGAGGAAAUAAUGGAGAAAGUCUGUAAAGUUGAGAACGUAAACCCGCAGGAUUUAUGGAGUUAUUGAGGUUUUAAAACUCUCAUUUAUUCUGGACUAACGGAGUUUUAUUGUGGAGCUUCCUUACGUACCUCCAUGCUCCGGUACUCUCCCCAUUGGCUGCCUAUGGAUUGCUAGCUGCUAACGCUAUAUGCCAGAGCACCUGUCUCCAGCCUCUUUGUCUCACUCACUCACGUCUGUGGCUUCAGGUCCUCUAGUCUGUCACUCCUCUGAACUUGGUACGGUAAUUAGUCUUUCUCCUCACUAGGUUUCUGUCACAGCUAACCGACCCACGCUAACAAGAGCAGGACAAAGAAAGAUGGACUGAAACUGUCUCCGGUUAGAAAUGUUCGAUACAAACAGUGUCUGCGACUCGCUGGAUAUUUAUAAACCCAGAUAUUCUAGACAGUAAAAAGACAUGGCGUCCUCCAAAGCAAAGGUCGGAGUCAACAGUGAGACCAACUCCCUGAAAGAAAGUAAAAGCAGCGGGAGCGGUCCGGCUGGAGAAGCGGCUCCAAACCACCGGAUAUACUGCCUGGAUGACCUGGAGACCGUUGCCACAGUGGGCACGGGGACCUUCGGCCGAGUCUUCCUGGUCAAGGACAAGAAGAGCCGAGCCUUCUACGCCCUGAAGCAGAUGAAGAUCCCCGACGUGAUCCGACUGAAGCAGGAGCAGCACGUCCACAACGAGAAGGAGGUGCUGACAGAGGUCAACCACCCCUUCCUCAUCCGCCUGUUCUGGACUCACCACGACGACCGCUUCCUCUACAUGCUGAUGGACUACGUGCCAGGUGGCGAGCUGUUCAGCUACCUGCGCAGCCGUGGGCGCUUCAGCAACGCCACGGGCCUCUUCUACACCUCGGAGAUCGUGUGCGCCAUUGAGUACCUCCACUCCAAAGAGAUCGUCUACCGCGACCUGAAGCCUGAGAACAUCCUGCUCGACAGUGAAGGACACAUCCGCCUGACCGACUUCGGCUUCGCUAAGAAGCUCUCCGACAGGACCUGGACUCUGUGUGGCACUCCCGAGUACCUGGCCCCUGAAGUCAUCCAAAGCAAAGGUCACGGCCGAGCGGUGGACUGGUGGGCCCUGGGCAUCCUCAUCUUUGAGAUGCUGGCUGGAUACCCGCCGUUCUUUGAUGACAACCCCUUUGGAAUCUACCAGAAGAUCCUCGCUGGGAAACUGGAGUUCCCACGCCAUCUGGAUUUCUAUGUCAAAGACCUCAUCAAGAAAUUUCUGGUCAUCGACCGAGCCAGACGGCUAGGCAACAUGAAGAACGGAGCAGAUGACGUGAAGAAGCACCGCUGGUUCAAGACAAUUGACUGGGAGGCGGUUCCUCUGAGGAAGCUGAAGCCUCCUAUAGUCCCUAAAGUUUCCCACGAGGGCGACACGUCCAACUUUGACGUUUACCCCGAGGAUGACUGGAAGAAAGACCCUCCUGUGCCUCAGAAGGACUUAGAGAUCUUCAAGAACUUCUGAUCAGACCGCCCCAUUUAUUUAUUGAUUAGAAUAUCCUGAGAAUUGACCCAACUUGUUGUACAUUUACUGUUACAGGUACUAUCAUGGAGAAAAGGCGUAUUUAUUAAGGCAGGGAGUCACAUUAUGUCUGUAAUAAUGGCUUCCCUCCAGACAAACUCCAGAUGAUCAAUGCUGUGACAUGUAUCAUACUGCAGAGAUGAUUUGCUUUUUUAUGUUUAUUUAUCUGACAAAAGUCAACGUUUAGCUGUUAUUGUUUUUUGGGUUUUUUUUGUUGUUUAUUUUAAUCAGCUUUUGUUUCUCUGAGCCUCAUAUGCAAAAAUGAUGCGGUUCCUGUGAAACCCAAAGACUGUUACUUUCUAGGUUUAAAAAAAAAGAAAAGAAAAAAAGAGAAUAAUCAGGUCUUUUUUUAUAUCGUCAUGUUUUAUAUUUUCUCUCUUUUUCAAAUGUUCAUGUUUAACGUGACUCCAGACUGGUGCUGUGACUGUCAGCUGGCCAGUGGUCACUAAAGUGCAGUUUUCGACUUACUGUAUAUUGUAAGUAGUCAUGAGUCAGACAAUUUAUUUGAAAAUGUGUGACCGGUAGCGCUUGUAAAAAGGUGCCUUACAUCACUUUUUGAUGGGCAUGAUGUCUUGCGAUUCCAUAAAGUUCACUUGAAAGGAAGCUCCUCUACAGGAAGCUCAAUCAUGGGACAGUCAGGACAUGGAAGGUGUCUUUAUUUCCUGGUGCAGCUUUAUUCACAGCCAGGACUUUGUCGUUACUGUUACAGACAGGCUUUCCCAUCAUCAUCAUCCCCAUCAUUAUCAUUGUUGUCAUGUAAGUUGCUGGGAUGUGAUAUCAAUAUCGUAUUCAGUACUCAUGCGUUUAAGCUCAUCAUGUAGUCGACAAUAUUGGCCUUCAAAAUAAACUUCAUAUUGAUCUCUC
This is a messenger RNA of Seriola dumerili (greater amberjack), 2467 nucleotides long. It is a transcript of the gene prkx, whose product is annotated as protein kinase, X-linked. Bases 488 to 1546 code for a protein of 352 amino acids. The record is from RefSeq and is a predicted model, not a curated record. Gene Ontology annotation, biological process: protein phosphorylation. Lineage: Eukaryota; Metazoa; Chordata; Actinopteri; Carangiformes; Carangidae. The transcript has 8 exons. Gene Ontology annotation, molecular function: ATP binding; protein serine/threonine kinase activity.